Messenger RNA from Daldinia caldariorum, 1756 nucleotides. RefSeq names its product cyclin. The transcript has 2 exons. The record is from RefSeq and is a predicted model, not a curated record. Gene Ontology annotation, cellular component: cyclin-dependent protein kinase holoenzyme complex; cytoplasm; nucleus. Gene Ontology annotation, molecular function: cyclin-dependent protein serine/threonine kinase regulator activity. Gene Ontology annotation, biological process: mitotic cell cycle phase transition; regulation of cyclin-dependent protein serine/threonine kinase activity. NCBI's taxonomy places the organism in Eukaryota, Fungi, Ascomycota, Sordariomycetes, Xylariales, Hypoxylaceae. The coding region runs from base 266 to 1486 and encodes 406 amino acids.
UAUUUUUUUCGUCUUUUACUGCAUACAGUUCAUCACGCUCAUUAAUAUCGUAAUAAUCGUUUUGUUCAUCCAGUCGGAAUAAUACACUCUUUCGAAUUCCACCUGCGACGAACACCCUAAUACACACACACACACACACACACACUCCUUCAACUGUAUCAAGAUUCCUGGAGAACCUAAUCGUCACUCUUUAAAGACCACACCCCAGCAUUGAACCUACCCGGCUAUAUCACUCACCCGUAGUUUACUCGACCAUUUUAUCACCAUGGCCUACUCCAACUCAACUGACUGCGGCUUCUUCGUCGAGUCCGACGAGCCUCGACAACCUCGAAUCAGUAUGAAGGAUGCGGCGAAGAUGCUAGCCCGAAAUAGGCAAGAGAUGAUUGCCAACGAGCUGUCUCGCCUGGCCGGCGAUGAGUAUCUCGAGGACAUCAUGCAGCACAUGAGGCAUAUGGAGGACGAGACACUACCGGAUGCCAAUCUGAUUGACAUGCAGCGAGAAAUCCAAUGGUUCAUGCGACCUUACCUGAUUGACUUUUUAAUCGAGGCCCACGCUGCAUUCGCGCUCCUGCCGGAGACCCUGUUUCUUACCGUGAACCUGUUAGACCGGUACUGUUCAAAGCGAGUGGUUUAUAAGCAGCACUAUCAGUUAGUCGGAUGCGCUGCCCUUCUUAUUGCCGCCAAGUAUGGUGAUAAAAAAGAUCGCGUACCUCAGAUCAACGAGCUGAACAACAUGUGCUGUGGUCUUUACGAUUCAGGAAUGUUUACACAGAUGGAGAUGCACGUCCUUAACACGCUUGAGUGGACUAUCGGGCACCCGACUGUCGACUUCUUUACGCAACUCAUCGUUGCCGAGGAAUCGGAUGACCGCGAGGUUGAGCAUAUGGCAGCUUAUCUAUGCGAGAUCGCAUUGUACCAUCGAGACUUUGUUUCCACGAAGCCGUCGAUCAUGGCACGUGCCUCGCUCGCCCUUGCACGUGCGAUACUUGGACGACCCGAAGUCAAUGACGGCGAAUGGGAUCAUGUGGAGAAUGUUACGGUGCUUGCACUAUCUCAGCACCUGCAUCAGCCGUCGGUCACGUUAUCAAGGAAGUACUCGUCUCACCACCUCUCCCGUGUUUCCGGGAAGCUUGCCGAGUUUCUUGCUCAGCAGGCAGCUAUUUCUCGUCGAGCGCAAGGCCCGCCCUCUCCUCCCGCGGAGCCCAGCAUAUCAACGCACCACUCAAACAUAUAUAGCACUCCUCAGAAGGGACACGGUGCUGCCAUUGGUGUCGCGGAUGGGUAUCUAACACCACCUAUCACCCCCGACGGUGUUGACUUUGGCGUUGUCACAGACCCAAUGAAUAAAUACGUUCCCCCUAGGUGUCCAGUUACUCCCACACCUCAACCUCCCAGCGCGACGGGGUAUCCCCAACAGCAGCAACCCUCCACACAAAAGUACUCCAACUACUCAUAUGAGGAAUACAGUGGUCCAAUGGUCUCAUAAUAGUCGCCACAGCGUGGAGGGCAUCUCUACAGACUUGGAGUAGAUUCACCUUAUCAAUUCUAUCAUACGAAUAACUCGUUUUGAGGCUAAUCGCAUGGAUGCGUAUCGUUGGAAGGAAAAAGAUUGUUGCAUAAUUGACGGUUUAGGUUCAUCUCCAUGGCAUCAGCGACUUGUUUUUAUUUCAAAAUACUUCUUUAUUUUUUUUUUCCUUUUCUCAGUCAUACCCAUUCAGCGUGCCGUUGUUGCGUCAACCACUAAAGCGAACGAUUG